This is a messenger RNA of Perca flavescens (yellow perch), 1546 nucleotides long. RefSeq names its product succinate-CoA ligase ADP-forming subunit beta (gene sucla2). Gene Ontology annotation, biological process: tricarboxylic acid cycle; succinyl-CoA metabolic process. Gene Ontology annotation, cellular component: mitochondrion; succinate-CoA ligase complex. Gene Ontology annotation, molecular function: ATP binding; succinate-CoA ligase (ADP-forming) activity. NCBI's taxonomy places the organism in Eukaryota, Metazoa, Chordata, Actinopteri, Perciformes, Percidae. The coding region runs from base 263 to 1252 and encodes 329 amino acids. The transcript is spliced from 10 exons. The record is from RefSeq and is a predicted model, not a curated record.
UUCACCACGCAUGCGCGUUAAUCACUCCGCUCACGAAGAGGGAAGACAUGGCGACGUCCCUGAUCUGUAGCCGUUUGACAGCUAGCCUGAGGAAUUCAGGGGCUAGAAACACUAUCGGCUCCGCUUCCAAGGUACGAAGGACCUGGUGGUGAAAGCUCAGGUGCUGGCUGGGGGCCGAGGAAAGGGGACCUUCGAGGGCGGACUGAAGGGAGGAGUGAGGAUCGUCUACUCGCCAGAGGAGGCCCGGGACAUUUCCUCGCAGAUGAUUGGUCGAAAGCUGUACACCAAGCAGACCGGGGAGGCAGGUCGCAUCUGCAACCAGGUGUUCAUCUGCGAGCGCAGGUACCCUCGCAGAGAAUACUACUUCGCCAUCACCAUGGAGAGGUCCUACCAGGGCCCAGUGUUGAUCGGCAGCUCUCAGGGAGGGGUGAACAUCGAAGACGUGGCAGCCGAGAGCCCAGAGGCCAUCGUGAAGGAGCCCAUCGACAUCGUGGAGGGCAUCAAGAUGGAGCAGGCUGUCAAGGUUGCUCAGAAGAUGGGCUUCCCGGCAGCGCUGGUGGACGAGGCGGCCGAGAACAUGGUCAAACUGUACAACCUGUUCAUCAAGUACGACGCCUCCAUGGUGGAGAUCAACCCCAUGGUGGAGGACGCUUCUGGCAUUGUGAUGUGCAUGGAUGCCAAGAUCAACUUUGACUCCAACUCGGAGUACCGUCAGAAGAUGGUGUUCAACAUGAGGGACUGGACCCAGGAGGACCCUCGGGACCAGCAGGCGGCCAAGGCCGACCUCAACUACAUUGGGCUGGACGGGACCAUCGGCUGUCUGGUUAAUGGCGCCGGUCUGGCCAUGGCCACCAUGGACAUCAUCAAGCUGCACGGCGGCACGCCGGCCAACUUCCUGGACGUUGGGGGCGGAGCCACGGCACAUCAGGUCACCGAGGCGUUCAAACUCAUCACCUCUGAUAGGAAGGUUCAGGCCAUCCUGGUCAACAUCUUCGGAGGCAUCAUGAGGUGCGACGUCAUCGCGCAGGGCAUCAUCAUGGCGGUGAGAGACCUGGACCUCAAGAUCCCCAUCGUGGUGCGGUUACAAGGAACGAGAGUGGACGAUGCCAAAGCUCUGAUCGCUGCCAGUCCGCUGAAAAUCCUGGCCUGUGACGACCUGGACGAGGCCGCCAAAAUGGUUGUAAAGCUGUCUGAAAUCGUAUCGCUGGCUAAGGAAGCUCAAGUGGACAUCACCUUCCAGCUGCCCAUCUAAGGAGCAAAGGAAAGAAAGCUUGACCUUUGACCUCCUCAGCCCCCCCAAACUCUUCCACUGUCCCACCCACAGCCGCCCAUCACUCCGCCGCAAACCCAAGCCGACAGCCAGACGAGCCGAUCGUUUAGUUUCCUCUUUCUCCCUCUGUGGCAUGACUCGGCACGUCUGUCCACCGCGUAGACGGCGACUGACCUCGCUUAGAGAACAGGGAUGCACCUAAUCCAGAUUUUUGGGGUUCGGCCGAAUACCGAAUCCCCUGGUUGAGAUUGUGCUGACUCCUCCUCCCAUCCUCAG